Molecule: messenger RNA, 436 nt
Organism: Sinocyclocheilus grahami
Lineage: Eukaryota; Metazoa; Chordata; Actinopteri; Cypriniformes; Cyprinidae
Product: cilia- and flagella-associated protein 44-like
Exons: 3
Molecular function (GO): protein binding
Source: RefSeq, a predicted model, not a curated record
UGGAUGAGCAUACGUUGGCCUUCAUAGCCGGGAAUCUGCUUAUCCUAUUGGAUGUGCACACCAAAAAGCAGCAUUACAUCCGCUCUAGCAGUGGGGGAGGCAUCGGAGCCAUUAUGACUCAUCCAAGUAAGCAGUAUCUUGCAGUGGCAGAGAAAGGCCAUCAGCCUAACAUCAUCAUAUAUGAGUACCCGUCCCUGCAGCCUUACAGGAUCCUCAGAGGUGGCACAGGCAGUGAAUACAGCUUUGUGGAUUUUAAUCGUGAUGGCUCUUUACUGGCCAGUGUGGGUGGAGCUCCAGACUACAUGCUUACGCUGUGGGACUGGAGGCAGGAACAGGUGACACUGUGCAAUAAAGCUUUUUCUCAGGAUGUCUACAGGGUCACCUUUUCACCCGACUGCAUUGGACAACUCACUACAUCUGGCACUGGGCACAUUAG